Molecule: messenger RNA, 4026 nt
Organism: Hydractinia symbiolongicarpus
Lineage: Eukaryota; Metazoa; Cnidaria; Hydrozoa; Anthoathecata; Hydractiniidae
Exons: 2
Coding region: 1209-3293 (694 amino acids)
Molecular function (GO): ubiquitin binding; ubiquitin-protein transferase activity
Source: RefSeq, a predicted model, not a curated record
CUCGACUUUUAGCAAAUUUAUUAUGGAGUCAUGUACUGGACAAAAGUCACGCUAUAGAGUGUCGUGUUGCGUAGUAGAGUGUCGAGGUGCAAUAUAGAUCCCAAGGUCGCGAGGCGUAGUAUAGGUGGACGCGAGGCGAAAUAGAGAGUCGCGAGGCGUAAUAGUGAGACGCGUAUGUAAUAAUAGAGAGAUGCGAGGCGUAAUAGAAGGACGCGAUGCGUAACAGAAGGACGCGUUGCGUGAUGGAAAGACGCGCAAACAAGGGCGACGCGGCGUGUAGGAAGAGGGGACGCGUACUUUCGCGCCAUUUGCCUUGGUUACCCGUGAAUAAAUUUCGAAUUUUUUCAAUUGACUGGCAAAUUAAUCAAGACAAAACACGAAAGAAAAAGUAAGUUUUUGUAGCAGCUGGGCUGACCGUUCUCUCUGAUUUUUUCUCUCCUGUUUUUUUAAUUUCUGCUGUAUUAUAGUUAUAUUCUGAUAAAUUGUGAGAAGUUGCUAAUUCAUAAGUAUGUGUAGUAGUGAAGGGAAGCAAUGUAGGGCAACGACGACAUUUGUCAACACAGGUAUAGCUGGCACCCCCCCCCCUCCUCAUAUAUAUUUUCUCAUUAAAAUUUGUAAUGGGCUAGCUAUACUAUUGCUAUAAAUAAUGGAUUAUAUUAUUUGCCCUAGCAACUUUUACUUCCUUUUUUCCUUCCCUUGUAUACACCACCAAUCAACCCCCCUCCCCCUGCAACGAGGAGGGUGCCGAUAAGCCGAAAAAUGUUAUUACACUGCUUGCAUGCUAUUCUGUUAUAAGCAAUGUGCUGUUUUUGUAUUAAUAUUGUGUUUUGUAUCACCAUGUGAUUACAAUGUUUUGAUAGGUAAACAGGGCAGCUUAUAAAACAGAACGUAGGACUACGACUGGUAGUUAAAUGGAACUGUGCGGUGCAUAUGCAUGUGUACAACAACACUGUCAACAGGUGUAUUGUAAUGAUGGCAAAUUUCUCAAGUUUUGGUUUUCUUCAAGUGACACUGCACCCAUUUUCAAGAAUUUUAAAUAAUGCAGCAAAUAUGUACAAUGUUCUUAUUCGAUUUUCCUUUAAGGAUAUUCUUAAGACAUUUUUAAAUUUUUGUCUUACUAUCGUGAAUAUUUAUCGGCAUGGUUGUAAUUUUCAAAACUUUCAAGCUAAAUUGUAUGUGAUGUUUUAGGAAUUAAAAAUUGAUUCAGCAUGCAGAAAGUGAAAGACGCUAUAGACAGACUGAAUAAUGCAUUGGAUGGUCUGUCAUCAUCAACAACAAGUACUCAAAAUAAUCCAAAUCAGAACAUCUUCCAGAGUCCAAACUCACAUCCAAGUCCAAACUUACAUCCAAGUCCACAACAUCAGAGAAUUCUACAAGAUUUCAAUAAGCAAUUUCCAGCGUUGAAUGCUGGUGGUAGCCGAUAUCGCCCACAAGCAAAGAAACCACGUCUCUCUAAUAACUUCAUUAAGGACACAUGGACCCAUAAAUUCUGUGCACUGAGCUACAAAGAUACAUCAGUUUCACCUAAUACACGUGAAUUAAUGGAGCUAAACCAAGUUGGUCUCGGAAUUGAAAAAGUUGUUUUUCCUUCCAAAACUGGAACACAUGCUAUGCUUCUGGAAGAGUUAACAAAAGCUUAUCCAAAAUUAUCAUCACAGAGUGGUGGCAUUGAACUUCUGAGGGCUGAGAGUGGUGGAAUAAACCGACCAUUGGUGUUGAUACCACCAAGAAAAGAUGGUUAUUCUAUCAGCUAUUUAAAAAAUUUAGUACCCGGUCACGCUGUAAUAUACAUCAGACCAGUGCAGAGCGACUUACCAAUGGAGGAACCAACUAUGGAUUCAGGUAUUGAAGUUAACUGUGUACGAUGUAAUCAGAAAUAUCCGUUAAAUGAUUUAAGAUUCCAUCAAGCUUAUUGUCAACUUGAUGAUGACAUUUUUCCAGAGAUGAUAGACGAUGAAGCUGGGCCAUCGAAUGAAAAAGAAGUAGGAAGUACUUCUCCCCAUAUCGAUACUUUGUCGGCAAUGUUUCCUCGAAUCUCUAAAGCCACAAUUCAGGACAUUUUACGGAAUACCAAAUCUAUCGAUGUGGCAGCCAAUAUUUUGAGUGAGAAAAGUGCAAGUGAAAAUAUGUCUGACAUGCUGCAAAUUAAAUGUGUAGAUAAGGACAUGUCUUUAAAAGAAAUUCUCAAUCAAAUUACAUCUCUUGCUUCAGAAAAUGAUACAAUCACUUUGGAAAUUGAACGUGACAAUCUUUGGAUGGAAUCCUUGAGAUUUUACAAAAGGAACCUUGUGAAUUCUCAAGUUAUGACCAAAAAAUUGAUCAUUGAGUUUAAAGGAGAGGACGGCCUUGAUGGUGGGGCAAUGAAAACCGAAUAUUUCAACCUUUUGUUAGAAGAAGUUAAAAAUCGUCUAUUUGAAGGUGAAAAUAACAGUUUGUUGCCUGUGAAAGACAUCACAAAAGCUGUGCUUUUCAAAGUUGCUGGUAUGAUUAUCGUACAUUCAUUGAUUGCUGGUGUUGACACCGGCUUCCCAGUAUUAGCAAAACCAUACUUUUUACACAUGUGUGGUAGAGAUACCGACAGUUUGAUUGAAAGUUUGAAUAAAAGCCACAUACCAGCAAAUGCAACAACUGAAAAUUUGAUUGAAUUGAUUGAAUCACUUGAUCAAUGUAAAACAAAGGACGAUAUAGACAAACUGCUUUACAAGGACAAUCAGAAGCAAGAUGUGUUUUGGUCACUUAUUAAUUCUGCGCAUUGGCCUGCCGACAAGAAUAUUAACAAAGAAAAUGUCCCAUUACUGGUUCAACAACUCAUUUUGAAUGAUGUGAUAUUGUCACGCCGAAACUCUUCAGACAUGUUAUUCGAAGGUUUGAGCUCGUGCAAUUUCUUGAAUACGAUUCGGUGUCAUUGGAAAGUUAUGGAUCAAAUAUUUUGUGCUGGUUAUCGCAUGAUUGAGAGUAAAGAAUUUAUCAAAUGUUUUAGUUUUGACGAACCAACUUCCUUCGUGGAGACACAGGCAAAGAAAUUUUUUCUGUCGUUUAUUGAAAAAAGUGACAGUAUGACAUUGAGUAAAGUACUUGCCUUCUGUACUAGUCAUACAGUUGUUCCACUGGAUGGUAUGAAAAAUGAAAUCAGAGUGAAAUACAUGUCGGAUGAUGAAAAAAACAGUAUGUGCAAAUCCUCUGCAUGUUUAAAAAUAAUCUACCUACCUACAGUUCAUUCUGUAGAAAAGGCGUUUCACAAUAUGUUGGCAACAGCUUUAGCAUGUGAAUCAAAGGGAUUCGCAAAUCCAUGAUAAUUGUAAAUUUUUAGGGGCACUAACGAGUUUAUUUUUUUCCUUCAAGGUGAUCGAUUUUUAGCUUAUGUUGUCAUUGUUCUUAUUAUGUUGUCAUUGAGAAAAAAUGCCGAUUUUUUUUCUUUUUCUUCCAAAAUAUGCCUCACUUCUAUAAAACUGAUUUUUUUUCUGGUGGGGGGGAAUAUAAAAAUCCUGUCAGUCCUAUGCAAGAAUUCUUCCAGUGAUAUACAUACUUUUAAUGAUCAGAUUGAUUAUGAUUAGUCUCGAAUUUAUGACUGACUUGUACGCUCCUUGAAGUCUAUAUAUACUGCACAUGCAUUUAUAAGUUCGUCUUUUUGUUGUUCUAUUUUGUUUGUUUUCUAACUUUUAUAUGGAAAAGAUGUAUGGUUAUAGUCGUGAUCAAGUUACGCAUUGCAUUAUCAUUCAGCUGUGCUAACCAAGAAGAUAUUUUUCUUUUCUUUUUAUUUCACAAGGGUUAUGUUUGUUAUUUUGUUCUUUAUGUGAAAAAAUGUUCUACUUAUAUACGGUCGACUCACUCAGAGAAAGUUAUUUAAAAACAGAACUGUUAUCGUUAAGUAACUUUUAAACAUAUUUCGAACAUUUUGGAGGGAAUUUCGUCUGGCAUUUUUAGGAUUUAUUGUAUGAUUAAACAAACAAGUGGUUUUGUUGACAUUUCGUGUACUUAUGCAGUACUUUUAUUUUUCAGAAUAUAACAUGAAUAUACAACAAUUGA